Erinaceus europaeus (western European hedgehog) is the source of this 1481-nucleotide messenger RNA. It is a transcript of the gene SDE2, whose product is annotated as SDE2 telomere maintenance homolog. Gene Ontology annotation, cellular component: nucleus. Bases 50 to 1399 code for a protein of 449 amino acids. NCBI's taxonomy places the organism in Eukaryota, Metazoa, Chordata, Mammalia, Eulipotyphla, Erinaceidae. The transcript has 7 exons. The record is from RefSeq and is a predicted model, not a curated record.
CGUGUCGCUUAAUACUUUCACGGAGUCUCUGCGUUCCGCGGUAGAGGAAAUGGCGGAGGCAUCGGCGGUGGUGUGGCUUCGCGCCCCCGGCUUUGUGUGCAAGGCGGUGCGGUGUCCUUCGGACCCGUGCUCUGUACAAGAUUUUAUAUGUCAUCACUGCCAAGAUCAGGGUGUUCCAGUGGAAUGCUUCUUUGUGAAGUGCAACGGCUCACUCGCUGAUGCCAGGGACACUGUGCAGCAUGGAGCUGUCUAUAGCUUGGAACCCAGACUUCGCGGUGGGAAAGGAGGUUUUGGAUCCAUGCUUCGAGCCCUUGGUGCCCAGAUUGAGAAGACCACCAAUAGAGAAGCUUGCCGGGAUCUCAGUGGGAGGAGACUGCGAGAUGUCAACCAUGAAAAGGCAAUGGCUGAAUGGGUCAAACAGCAAGCUGAGCGAGAGGCUGAAAGAGAGCAGAGGCGCGUUGAGCGCCUGCAGCGGAAGCUUGCAGAACCCAGGCACUGCUUCACCAGCCCCGACUACCAGCAGCAGUGCCACGAGAUGGCUGAGCGUCUGGAGGAUUCUGUCCUCAAAGGUAUGCAGGCUGCGUCCAGCAAGACAGUAUCAGCAGAAAUCGGUGAGAAGCGGAAACGGCCUAGUGAAACAAAAACAGAUAGAGGGACCAAUUUAGGGAAAAGGAAAUGCUUUUGGUUGGGCAUGGAGGGACUAGAGCCUGCAGAGGGUUCCAGCUCUGAGAGUUCGGAUGACGAUAGUGAAGAGGCGCCUAGUACUUCAGGAACAAGUACCCAAGCUCCACAGAAUGGUGUUGAGCUGGCAACCGAAUCCCCCAGUGGUUCUCAGAGGGCAAGCACGUUAAGUACAGACUCUGCAUCUCUGGAAGAAGCACAGACCCCAGUGAUUGCUUCUGAGAAUGGGGCCUCAGAAGACUUCAGUGUGGCACCAGGAGAGACAGCUCCCCAGCAGCACACGGAGAAGGAGGUGGCUGUGGAAAUGGCUGAAAUCCGAGAGGCAGAGGAGGCAGAGAACAAAGAACUCCUCAAAAAGGAAGCUGGGGCUGCACAAAAUAAAGAGAGAGAGACAAAAGAAAUGUCUGAUGGGGAAAGGACUGCCAAGGUAGCACCUGGAAAAGAUAGGGGAAGCAUUCCUGCUACUGGACUGGGGGAGAGCCAGUCAGGAAACGCAGAUAUCAGUCAGGAAACCAUGGUUUUGUUGGCAUUCAGCUCUGCUGCAGAAAUGGAGCAGCUGGGCUUGGAGAAGCUCAAGUGUGAACUGCUGGCCCGAGGCUUGAAAUGUGGGGGCACUCUGCAAGAGCGGGCAGCCAGGCUCUUCUCAGUCCGGGGGCUUGCCAGGGAGCAGAUAGACCCUGCUCUGUUUGCCAAGCCUUUGAAAGGAAAGAAGAAAUGACUAUCCUCAGAGACAACUUCCUGUUUCUCCCCCAGCACCUGACUUUUGGAUGUGUUGUUAUUAAAGCAGGCUUUUAAAACAA